This is a messenger RNA of Synchiropus splendidus (mandarinfish), 3219 nucleotides long. It is a transcript of the gene ydjc, whose product is annotated as YdjC chitooligosaccharide deacetylase homolog. Gene Ontology annotation, molecular function: deacetylase activity. Lineage: Eukaryota; Metazoa; Chordata; Actinopteri; Syngnathiformes; Callionymidae. The record is from RefSeq and is a predicted model, not a curated record. The coding region runs from base 171 to 1097 and encodes 308 amino acids. The transcript has 6 exons. Gene Ontology annotation, biological process: carbohydrate metabolic process.
CGGUCUCGGCUCCGCCCCGCGCGGUGACUGACCUCUGGGCGGCCGGACACCGCGGCGGCCGUCACUCGCGCCCUGUCAUGUGUUGACCAGGGCCCAGUUUUGAUGGCGUUUCCCGCCGCACGAGUCGACUCGCCUGGUCUCGAUGGUCUCAGCAGGAACCGCCAGCCAGAAUGCCUCAGCCCAGAUUGAAGCUGGUGGUGACGGGAGAUGACUUUGGCUACUGUCCGAGGAGGAACCAGGGGAUUGUGGACUGCUUUUUGGCGGGGGGCAUCUCCAGCGUCUCCCUGCUGGUCAAUGGCAGCGCGGCCCAGGAGGCAGCUGAUCUGGCCAAAAGACACAGCAUCCCCAUCGGCCUCCACGCCAACCUGUCCGAGGGGGUCCCGGUGAGUCCCAGUCUUCAACAGGCCUCGACGCUGGUCAACCCUCAGGGCUUCUUUCACGGCAAGGCAGGCUUCCGGCAGCAGCUGGAGAAACAGCAGCUCAGCAUGGAGCAGGUGGAGGUGGAACUGAGGGCUCAGGUCCAGCGCUUCACAGAGCUGACGGGACACUUGCCUCAGCACAUGGACGGGCACCAGCAUGUCCACAUCCUGCCAGAGGUGCGAGGCGUGUUCGCUCAGGUCCUGUCUGACCUGAAGAUUCCGUACACCCGGGUCCCGGUGGAGCCGGGCCUGCACAGCUGCUCCUGGCUGCCCGCGCACCUGAGACGGUUCUACACCCAAGUGGAGAAGGAUGCCCUGGAGUCCAUCCCAGUCUUCUCCCGCUGUGGGAUCAGGUGGCCGGAUGUUUACCUGGGCUUGACCACCAUGGGUCAGAACAUGUCUGUCGCCAACCUGCAGCGGGCGCUGGGCCACGCCCUGGCCACCGACAAGCCCGUGGUGACGGCGGAGCUGAUGGUGCACCCGGGGUACCCCAGUUCUCCCAUGGAGGGCGGCUGUGGAGAAGGUCCGGACGACUUCUCCCAGUCUGAGGAGCGGCAGCACGAGCUGAGGGUGCUGACCGAGCCCGCCCUGCUCCAUCUGUACAAGCAGCAGAGGGUCCAACUCUGUGCCUUCAGGGACCUCUCAGGAACCUCCUGUGUCCGGGAAGCCAACCAGUGAGCAGAGGAGGAACCUGGAACCCCUGAACACCUUUCACUGCGUGUCUUCACCAUGUCCGUCCCACCACGAGGACGAUGCCAGAGCGAUGAACUGCUGGACUUCAAGUUUGGACAGCUGCUCUUCCAUCUGGAUCACCUCGGACGUUCACCUGCUGUGGGCCUUCAUGACCUCAUCGAUGCUGCAGAAGUCAGACGUGAGCCUCAAGACCAGCUCUGAACCUGUGAACUAAGAUGCUGCCCGGGAACACAGCCCGACUCCUCUUGACGGUGCUUCCAACUCCGUUUCUUCAACGUCACACGACCGAUCAUGCUGCAACACAAGGUGCUGAGAUCUCAGGGACAGAGACUCCAGUCGUCUUUCCAACGUUACAAUGAGGGGCUUCACCUCAUGUUGGGAGCCGACCUUUGGCAAAAGGUGGCCUCAACUGCUGUGCAAUAUAGUGUUUUCUCCUUGUAAUAAAUGAAUGUUCAAUGGCAGCAAGCGGAUCACGGUUUUGGAUCACUGUGCUCACAGCACUCACUCUCAGAACUGAAACGUUAGAAGCCAGUCCAUCCUCGCUCCAGGUGAAGAGAGGGACACAAGGCAGCCCUGGACACUGGAGCGGAUCUUGGGGAGAGUGCAAACCUCUGACCAGCGACAUGCUUCCUUCACCACAGAUUAUCCCGCAUCUUAGUGAGACGCCAAUGAGCCUCCUUUGACAAAUGUUUCACCCACUAUGGUAUUGCAGAGUUGUGCAUCCGCUAGAAAUCUCUAACUCCUGGUCCAAAGCUCAGACGACCAGAAUUCUAGCAUCACUCAAGUCAGAACCUAAACCUGGAGGAAGCAGCACUUUCUCCGUCGAGGCACCUUGACUGAGACUCGUCUGCCACAGGAGAACCAAAGCACGACUUCUUAAAAACGUGUUUUUCUAGACGUUUGGUGACAUGAUAUUAGCCCAUCUGCUGCUGCUGCACUGUACUGUCCACGUGCGCACUGCAUUCAUGUUCUGGUUCUGCCUGAGGGGCACUGUGUGCCGCCAACACAAACAAAUAUCAUGAGUUUAGUGUCCAUUUGUGAGGCAAAUGCAAAUUUGGACACAGAACUCACUUGUGAAGCUCAAAGAUAAAUAUACAAGACCAAUAGAUCAUUUGGCUUUUGCUGGUCAAUAAUCAAAUUUGAAAUAUCAGAUCUUUAGCUCUGUGACAUGAAGAACUUUGGUUACAGAGUGAAAGUUUUGGUUUUGAACCACAGCGGAGCUCGUCUAUAUCUGCACUGCACUUCCUGCUACCAUCCGCCAGGUGGCGCCUUGAGUUUCACGCUCAACGGAUUUGAAUGAGUGCCAUGACAAAAAUGCCUCGCAAUUGGACCGUGAGGCCAAACCAUCAGCCACCUUUAUUAUGAAACAGAUUGGGACCAAAUCAAACAGAUUUUACAUGGUGUGUCUGUUUUGGGCUGCUCCGAGGGUCCAACACUUCACUCCGCCCCCCCCUCACACACACACGCGCGCACACGUCCCUAACUUCCAGUGCCUUGAUUCCAGACUGGAAAGUUGGUGACCAUCGCAGUGAAUAGAAGAGCAUCACGAUGUGGUAGAGAAAAACUGAGCUGAACAGGUUUAUUGAUCACUCCCGAUGACAGUGUGUCUGUAUGCGUGUGUGUGUGUGUGUGUGUGUGUGUACUCGGGUUAGAAAGUAGGAGGAUGAGGUUGUGGGCCAUGAGUCCAGAGAACAGUGCAAGUCUAGAAGCAGUGGAGGAAACUCGCCACACACACACACACACUCACACACACUCACAUAUGCGCGUGCGCACACAGACACACAUACUCACACACACACGCUUGCUCUCUGUUACUCAGCAAAAUAACAAAAUUCUUGUUGAAAAUAAAACCUAGGUGACUUCUAGAACACAAUUAAUAUAUAAAGGAGCAGCCAACAGAACACAUCGCUGAUUCUAUCAAACUUCCAUGUGAAGUUGAAGAAAAAGAGUAGAAAGUUAGUGAUGGUUUGGAGAGUCAUGGCUGAGGAGUAGCAAGAGGAGGAGGAGGAGGAGGAGGAGGAGGAGGAAGCUGUCUGAUCCACAGAUAGUCCCAGAUGGAGAAGGGCUGCUGAGGCUACCUGGCUCAGCUCAGGAGGACCACUGUGGU